Vespa velutina is the source of this 4599-nucleotide messenger RNA. Its product is annotated as zinc finger protein 384-like. The transcript is spliced from 3 exons. Bases 1176 to 2969 code for a protein of 597 amino acids. The record is from RefSeq and is a predicted model, not a curated record. Gene Ontology annotation, molecular function: DNA-binding transcription factor activity, RNA polymerase II-specific; RNA polymerase II transcription regulatory region sequence-specific DNA binding. Gene Ontology annotation, biological process: regulation of transcription by RNA polymerase II. Gene Ontology annotation, cellular component: nucleus. NCBI's taxonomy places the organism in Eukaryota, Metazoa, Arthropoda, Insecta, Hymenoptera, Vespidae.
CACGCCGAGUAAGUCGAACGCGCAUGUUGUGUGUUGCCCACUCGUCGAGCGGCCAUGUACCGUUAACUCGAAUUCAUUUCACCAGAGUUGGACGGAAAAGCAAGUCCCGCUUCUUACCUACCAACCGAUCGGGAGAGAGUCGAUCGUGCACGAUCGGGCACAACUCAUUGUAAAAGCCGGAAACUUGCGUGCGUGUAAUUCGUGUUCACCUAACCAAGUUUCACUCGGGACGUGGCUUAUGCUCCCGAUAGAAACGACGAUACGAAUCGAAAAGUACUAAUCUCUUUUCUCACUCUCUCCUCUCUCUCUGUCUCUUUCUCUCUCUCUCUCUCUCUCUCUCUCUCUCUCCUGUGUGUGUAAUUGUGUCGUGCUAUCAUCCUCGUUCUGAACUCUGUUUUUUGGUUUCUUUCGUUCGUUCUCGCUCGCUCGCUCUCUCACUCUUUCUCUUUUUCUUUCUCUUUCUUUCUCUUUCUUAUUCGCGCAAAUUUUAUCCGAGAAGUCGCACAAAGUCUCAAAUCGAGUCAAGUCGAGUCGUUUGUUCGGACGCGCGUUUCGUAUGACGUGUGCACAGUGAAUAGCAGCACCAGCACCACCACUAGCAUUGGAAACAGCAGGAGCAGCAGCAGCAGCAACGGUGGCGACGACGGUGGUGGUGGCGGUAGUAGUAGUAGUGUAGUAAUAGUAACAGCGACGACAACGACAAACGACGCUACUAGGUACGACGGGCAACCAAGAGCGAGCGUAGAAAUGAGAAAGUCCACGUCGCUGUCGCGUUUUACGCGCUGAGGAGAUCGAGAACACAAGAAGCAAGAAAAGAACAGAGCAGAACAGAACAGAAUAGAACGGCUAAGAGGCGCGUACGUGCGACGAACGAACGAACGAACGGACGGACGGACGAACGGACGUACGUACGGUCGGUCGGUCGGUCGGUCGGUCGGUCGGUCGCUAGCAGGCUGGCUGGUUUGCUUGCUUGCUUGCUUGGUUGCUUGCUUGCUUAUUCGUUCAGACAAUCUUGAGAAACUUGUGUCGGAACACAGGGACAUUGAUCGUUGUCCAUUGAACGUUGAAGAUUAAGGAAGAAAGACGGCGGAGAAGAAGAAGAAAAGAAGAAUCCGCCAAGGAGGCGCGCGCGCUCUCUUUCUCUGAUAUUCCUUUGGGCGUAAGAUCGAUAAAAGAUGAAUUUCACGCCUUUUCCUGGCUUUACUACAGGCUCGUUGCCGACAGGCACGGUUCAUCAAUUCGCGACAGCCAAAUUCGCACAAAAUUUGACUACUGGUGGUCAGGUCGUUGGUGUUUUAUCAGGUGGAGAGGGUGGUGUUCAUUACUUGAGACCAGUUGAUCCUAACGGUUUUGCUGUGGCUCAAGGAGGCAAUAAUCAACAGCAGCAAAUAAUUACGCUGCCUAUAACCGUACCUGGAAAAGAUGGCACGCAACAACAACAAACUGUCCAGAUUCAAGUGGUUAAUCCCAGUGUUUCUCAAAGUGGAAACAGUGGGGACCAACCAAAAUAUCAUUUGGCGCCAAUUUCAUUGGGACAGUUUCCCCAAGGUGCAGCAACUGUUCUUACUGUCGCCUAUAGUCAACAGGGAACAGAUGGUGUUCAAAUUCAAGUUCAGCCACAAAAUACGGUUGCAACGACGCAAACGUCGGAUCAAACAACACAGAGUACUUCGGUUGCUGUAACUACCACAUCGCAACAGACGAUUCAGCAAACUGUACAACUUCCGGGAGCACCAGAGGGAUUGACUGUGGUUGCACAAAUACCACAAGAUUUGAUCUUAAGAGAAGGAAUGGAAGAGUCUAAGGAGGAUGUGAAAGAAGGCACAACUCCAGUUGCUCUUAUUAAAAGAGGAAGUGUGAAAAAUCAAGGAAAUCAAAGUAAUGAAGAGUUCAUUACUUCAAUGCCUGCGGGUUGGCAAAGUUUGGCAACCCCAGGUUCCACGGUUGCUGAUUAUCUUUCAAGGCUUCCCGCCAGUACUUUGCCACUUGGUUUACAACACUUCCUUAAAUUUUCAGCAGAAACAAUAAAGAGAGAAGCCACCAUAGAAUCGAGUCCUUUAGGCGCUGACGGUCUAGACGCUUCAGGAAGUAUGACAUCCGGGGAACAAGCUGUACAGAUUACAGUAGCCGGUGGUGAGACUAUUAUUCCUGACGUUGUUGAGGAACAAGAACCGGGAACAAAACCCAAAAGAAAAAAGAAAUACAAGAAAAAACCUCCAAAGCCAAAAAAACCGAAGCCUGGUCAAGUUAGUAUUGUUACUGCCUUAGACGGUACCACACUAUUCUGCUGCCCUCAAUGUAAUAUGGCUUACCCGGAGAAAGAACUUUUAGAACAACAUCUUAUCGGUCAUAAAAUAGAAAGGAGGUUUAUUUGCGAUAUUUGCGGGGCUGGUUUAAAACGUAAAGAGCAUUUAGAACGACACAAACUUGGUCAUAAUCCUGACAGACCAUUUAUUUGCUCCGUUUGUAUGAAAGGUUUUAAACGAAAAGAACAUCUUAAUCUUCAUUUUGUUAUACACUCUGGACAAAAGACCGAAGUGUGUACCGAAUGUGGAAAGGCGUUCUAUAGAAAGGAUCAUUUAAGAAAACAUGCAAGAUCACAUCUUGCCAAACGUGCUAAAGAAGAUCCAUUAAAUACGACUGAUACUUCGCAAAAUCAACAACAAGUAGAACAGACACAACCACAAACAGAACAGUUACAGCAACAAUCUUCUGUACCGGAGCUUCAACAAAUUCAAAUACAAGUAGGGCAAGGUUCACAAGCUCAGAUACAUCAAAUUUCUGUCAGCGAACAAUCUACUGUUGUGCUACCAACCGCCGCUGAAACGGGUGCAAUGGCGAUGUUACACCAUCAACAGCAGCAGCAGCAACAACAACAACAGCAGCAGCAGCAGCAGCAACAGCAGCAACAACAACAACAGCAACAGCAACCUCAACAACAGCAACCUCAACAACAGCAACAGCAUUAGCAGCAGCAUACCGCCCCUAGUCAAGCCGGGCGGUACUACAGAUUUAAUCAUCAACAGGCCAGAGGUCGUGUAAGACAAGGCGUACUUGCCGAUUGAAUUCUAUUGAAAUCCUUUAAUUGAUAUCAUGCAAGAAAUUUUGUUGAUGAUGGUCAUUGUUGCCUAGUAGUGAUUACAUUUAAAAAAUAUCAGCUUGGACCUUUAAUCGCGUUGUGGCUAGGCCGGAAUAAUUUAUAUUUACUAUCAUCUUUUAAAGCGCACCGAGCUGAAUGACGAACAAAGUUCGUAUAUACAGAGUUUCUUUUUUGCGUACACGUUGUAGCGUACGUGUAAAGAUACGAAUGAAUUUAUUCGUACAAUGUAAAAUGUUUUCGUCGCCAAUCCAGUUCCAUGACGCACGUUAGAUAUAAAUGAAGAAAUUUAUAUAUAAAUAUAUGAAUAUAUAUAUAUACACACUUAUAUAAAUAGAUAAAAAAAAUAUAUUUUUGAAAGCGCGAACUGGAUUCGCCGAAGGACACAAGGCAAUCGAGUUUGAAGCUGAGAUAUUAUUUCUCUUCAAUAAAUGAAGUAAUGAGAAGAAAUAAAAAAAAUAAUAAAAAAACGAAAAAAAAAAAAAAUAAAAAAAAAAUAAAAAAAAACAUUGUAAAUACAACAGUCUUUCAUCCCUAAACGGAGGAUUACUGUGACGUGCAAAUAUCAAGUGAGUCGUUUUAUUUAUUUUGCUUAUACUACACACGAUCCGAGGCAUAGUAGUAAAAGAGUGUUUUGAUAAAUCAUUCAAUUUCAAUUAGUAUUAUGUAGAGAAUAUUAUUAGAGUUGCAAAGCAUAAAGAAAAAUGUAGUCACACAUUACAUUUAUAAACUAAUGACAAGGAUCAGUGUAUAUUUUUACAAUGACAGUGGUGUGCGAACCACCUAAUAUAUUAACGUCAUUCGUCACAUCAUAUGAAUCGAUAGAAAAGGUUAUGAGAUAAUUGCAUGUAGACAUUAUAUUCAAGCAGAAUAUUUUGCAGAAACAUACAUACAUCAUUUGCCAUUCUUAUAAAUAAUAUAUGUUAUUAUCAGACUAUUUAAAAGUUGAUCGCUGUACAUUUUAUUUCAUUUCUACAGCUUCUCCAGUGCAUUUAUAUUAUAGAAGUAUGUAUCGAAAAGACAACAUCUACAUUCCGCAAUUAUUUCAUAAUCCCAGAUUUAUCAUUAAUCUUUUUAUCAUAAUUGCUUUGCUUUUGUUAAAUGAACCAUCUGUACAAUUUUUAUACGGAGAUUCUAGAAUACUUUUCUCUAUGUUGAUCAUAUCUAGAACCAGAACCUCCAGUGUUGUAACUUGUAUGGUGAAAGUACGAUGAGAUGUUGUUGAAAAAUAAUCAUUUAGAUUGAUCGAACAUGAAUGACUCGGAAAGUUGUUGAGUAAGAGUGUAUGUAUAAUAAAAAAAAAUCUCUUUAUUGUAAGUAUAACAUUACAGGCAGUGGGUAUAGCUGUACAAGAAAUAUAAUUAUUAUUUUAUUAUUAUUAUUAUAUCACAUAGCUAUUAUUAUCGUAGCCAAUAUUGAUAGUCUAUAAGUCAUUUUCAUUGUUACUUACAUAAAUAUUGGAGGAGAAAGCUGAAAUAAAACAUACAUUUAAUACAAAAGAA